Messenger RNA from Elephantulus edwardii (Cape elephant shrew), 936 nucleotides. RefSeq names its product putative POM121-like protein 1-like. Lineage: Eukaryota; Metazoa; Chordata; Mammalia; Macroscelidea; Macroscelididae. The record is from RefSeq and is a predicted model, not a curated record. The transcript has 3 exons. Bases 1 to 936 code for a protein of 311 amino acids.
AUGGAUGGUUUCAAAGCCCGGGGGGUCUCAGAAGCAGAGGAGGCCUCGGGUGUACAGGGGGCCGGGUCCAGGGUCCUUGGAAUGAACGAGAACAGCGUGGCUGCUCAGGAAGAAGACCAACAGGUUUGCAGACCAGGCCCAGAGAGCCCUGAGAGGAAGCAGUCGGCUGGGCGAGUUGUCUUGACUCCCAAGCCUGGGCCCCUCCAGACAGCUUUCCAUUCGCAGAGCUCCCAGGGUAGGUACAAGAGGCCUUGCGAGAGCCACAUCCUGAGCUCGUGUACCAUCCGCAAUGGAAUCACCAGCUCCUACAGUUCCAGCCGUGCUUGCCCACCAGUGAAGAAGAGGAGGAGGGUUCCUGUCACAUCUCACUCCCCACUUCUUCUGGGAUCCAGGCAAAGACUGAAUGAGAAGGCCCUAGAGCCUGGCACCUCGGCUGCAGGGUUCAUGUCCAAUCUCACCCCGUGCACAGACAGUUCACGGGUGUCCUCAGGGCAGGAGAGGAUCUUGCAGAGCUGCGCAUUGCCAUGUGACAGCUCAAAGCCGCGCAGGUGCAAGACUCCUCUACUGCCACCAAGGCAAGGGCUUCCUCUGGUGCUGCCAACCGCCCCUGACCCAGGGUGCAGAGUCACAUCGCAUGAUCUAGAUGUGGAGAAGGAAGCAGUUUGGCGCUCCAUCAAAAAGCUGCUGGCUGGUGACAAGGAAGCCAGCCCCAGUGGGAGCUCCCCGCAGACUCCUGGUGCUUCCCCCCUGUCCUGUGCAUGGGCUGCUCCAACAGAAGCGGCACCUCCAGGCCCCAAGCUGACCCAGACACAGAACACCUGGGGGUGGGGGUCAAAGCAGGGUGCCCUAGACCUGCAGGGCACUCCAGAUAUUACACAACACCCCCAGAUCAUAUCCCAGGGCAUCUACAUACCUGGUCCCACAGCCUGCACCUGA